Messenger RNA from Nerophis lumbriciformis (worm pipefish), 2544 nucleotides. RefSeq names its product angiotensin I converting enzyme 2 (gene ace2). The record is from RefSeq and is a predicted model, not a curated record. Gene Ontology annotation, biological process: proteolysis. Lineage: Eukaryota; Metazoa; Chordata; Actinopteri; Syngnathiformes; Syngnathidae. Gene Ontology annotation, cellular component: plasma membrane. Gene Ontology annotation, molecular function: metallopeptidase activity; peptidyl-dipeptidase activity.
AUGACGUUUGUUCCGCGUGUGAUCCACGCUAUCUGUCAGCUCACAUAUGUAAGUCCAAAGGUGAAGGCAGCACGGGAGAUUAGGAAGGAGCUUGCAGAAGAAGAAGAAGAAGAAGAAGAAGAAGAAAUGUGGGCCAAGGUUUUGCUCACCUUGUGGUCUCUCUGCGGUUCAGUUUCUGGCCAGACUGCAGUGGAGAAGGAGGCCCAGGAGUUCCUGCAGGUCUUCAACACGCAGGCCAGCUCUGAGAUGUACCAGUACUCUUUGGCCUCCUGGGCCUACAACACCAACAUCACCAACCACAACUCUGACAGACUGUUGGAGCAAGGCAGGAUUUGGGGCGAGUUCUACACCCGGAAGUCGGAGGAGGCUCGGAGGUUCAACAUCCAGGACAUCAAAGACCCUCAGAUCAAGUUGCAACUUCUGGCUCUGCAAGACAAAGGUGCAGGUGCUCUGUUGCCUGCUGAGGGACAACAUCUGAGCACCAUCCUGAGUGAGAUGAGCAACAUCUACAGCACAUCCCGAGUGUGUCUGAAGGAGCAACCAUUCGACUGCCAGACUUUGGAACCAGGCCUGGAGGAGGUGAUGGCCAACAGCCGAGACUACGCUGAGCGUCUGCACGUGUGGGAAGGAUGGAGGAGACAAGUGGGCCAGAAGAUGAGACCUUUGUAUGAAGACUACGUCCGCCUGAAGAACCAGGCGGCCAAACUCAAUGGGUUUGAGGACUAUGGAGCUUACUGGAGGUACAACUAUGAGACUGUUGAGGAAGAAAGUCCAUACGACUACACACGCCAGCAGCUGAUGGAGGACGUACGCUCCAUCUACAAACAGAUCCUGCCUCUGUACAAGGAGCUGCAUGCCUAUGUGAGGGCCAAACUGACGGAGGUGUAUGGAGAUCAGGUCCAGGCUGGAGGUCCACUGCCUGCACAUCUCCUGGGAGACAUGUGGGGAAGGUUCUGGACCAACCUGUAUCCUCUGUCACUCCCGUAUCCCGACAAGCCUGAUAUCGAUGUUAGCAGAGCGAUGGUGGAGAAGGGCUGGACUGAGCGUGGUCUGUUUGAGGAGGCCGAGCAGUUCUUCGUGUCAGUCGGUCUGUAUCCCAUGUUGGACUCCUUCUGGAACUCCUCCAUGCUGGUCAAACCUGACGAUGGACGCCAGGUGGUGUGUCAUCCUACUGCCUGGGACAUGGGCAACAGCCAGGACUUUAGGAUCAAGAUGUGCACCCAGGUGAACAUGGACCACUUCCUGACAGUGCACCAUGAGAUGGGUCACACUCAGUACCAGAUGGCCUACAGACAUCUUCCUUACCUUCUGAGGGACGGAGCUAAUGAAGGUUUCCAUGAGGCUGUUGGAGAAAUCAUGUCUUUGUCUGCUGCCACACCCAAACACCUCAAGGGCCUUGGCCUCCUGCCCUCGGACUUCACCUAUGACAACGAGACGGAGAUGAACUUCCUCCUGAAACAAGCUCUGACGAUGGUGGCCACGCUGCCCUUCACCUACAUGCUGGAGGAGUGGAGGUGGCAAGUGUUUGCAGGGAAGAUCCCGCACCACCUGUGGAUGGAGCGCUGGUGGCAGAUGAAGAGGGAGCUGGUCGGUGUGGUAGAGCCGGUGCCCAGAGAUGAGACCUACUGUGACCCCCCCGCUCUGUUCCACGUGUCAGGAGACUACUCCUUCAUCAGGUACUUCACAAGAACCAUCUACCAGUUCCAGUUCCACAAGGCACUCUGUCAGGCUGCCGGCCAAUCAGGUGACUUGUCCUCCUGUGACAUCACGGGGUCCACAGUGGCGGGAACUAAGCUCAAGAACAUGUUGAUGUUGGGCCGGGCUCAGUCGUGGACCAGAGCUCUGCAGAACAUAUCUGGAGACACCAAGAUGGACGCCCAGCCUCUGCUGGACUACUUCCACAAACUCUACCAGUGGCUCAAGACCGACAACAUCAAACACAACCGCUCUGUGGGAUGGGACGCCGCCAUCGACCCCUAUUCUGACUAUGGCAUCAAAGUGAGGCUGAGUUUGAAGAUGGCCAUGGGUGCUGAUGCUUAUUCCUGGAACACCAACGAGUUGUUCCUGUUCAAGUCCAGCGUGGCGUACGCUCUGAGACAACACUUCAGCCAGCACAACCACACGCUUCUCUUCACAGCCCAGAACAUUCUGACCUAUCGACACACCCCCAGGAUCUCUUUCUACAUGGUAGUCACCCACCCUCAGAGGCCGGCGGAGUACGUCCCCAGAGAGGACGUGAAGGCGGCCAUACGAUCAUCCCGAGGGCGGAUCAACGAUGCGUUCCAACUGGACGACAAGACUCUGGAGUUCGAGGGCAUCCCUGCCACCCUCUCCCCCCCUGUGGAGCAGCCGGUGGAGGUGUGGCUGGUGGUGUUCGGCGUGGUGAUGGGCUUCGUGCUGCUCAUGGGCCUCGUCCUCAUCGUAUCUGGCGUCAGAGACCGCAGGAAGAAGUCCACAACCACGGGAGUGGAGAACCCUUACGAGCCCGAAGGACAGACCAACAGAGCCUACGAAGAUGGUGCUGACGAACAAACCGGACUGUGA